This is a messenger RNA of Rhizophagus irregularis DAOM 181602=DAOM 197198, 360 nucleotides long. RefSeq lists its product as uncharacterized. Gene Ontology annotation, molecular function: copper ion binding; oxidoreductase activity. NCBI's taxonomy places the organism in Eukaryota, Fungi, Glomeromycota, Glomeromycetes, Glomerales, Glomeraceae. The record is from RefSeq and is a predicted model, not a curated record.
AUGAACAAUAGUUCAUUUAUACCACAAUUUAAUGAUCCAACCAUAAAUAAAAUUAUAAGACAUAUUCCACCAGAAGAAUUACCUAAAGAACAAAAUUCAUUAAUUUUUGAUAAUAAAAAUGGUAUAGUAGAAAUUGCUUUAUGGAAUAAUAAUACUGAUGAACAUCCAUUUCAUAUGCACGGACACGUUUUUGGUGUAAUGUUUGUUGGUGAAAAAAAUGAAUAUCCUGAUGAAAAAAAAUAUAAUAAGAAAAAUCCUGUAAUUAGUGAUAAUGUGACCGUUCCUGGUUUUGGAUAUUUGGUUAUACGUUUCAUCGCUGAUAAUCCUGGUAUUUGCUUGGGCUUUUCAUUGUCAUAUUGA